ACGGGCCAAAUCACCACAGGUAGGUUAGAACGGGCAGGCGGGCGGACCAGCGCGAUCUGCUACCUGUGCUCGGAUAGGCUGAGCGAGGAGGGGCUUGCGCUCCCCGCCCCCCCGGGCCAAACGCGGUUGGGGCUGGCCAGGCGCGCGCGCGCCUUCACCUGUAACCUGGGCUGUGCGCCCCGCCCCGCCAUACGUGGCCAGGUUAACGUGCUGCGCACGCCGCUCACCUGGGUUGCAAAGAAAGCGAGCGAACGCCGGCGAAGACCCGGGUGCACCCAGCGGCUCCGCCAGGCAGCGGCGGGGCGAGCGAGCGAGGUUGGCGCGUUUAUUAUUCCCCUCGCCCCUUACAAGCAGGUAAAGCUCUCGUUGUUCCUGUCGCCUACUGCUGCUGAGGUAGCCCUCCGCGCUGACAUCCUCAUGGCCUCGGGUUCCUACGACGUCGGCGGCAGCAGCGCUGACCCCGCCCCCGCCCCCGCCCCCGCCCCAACGGCGCUCAACAAGCCGGACAACACGGCGUUCACGCAGCAGCGCCUCCCGGCCUGGCAGCCUCUGCUGUCGGUGGGCACGGUGCUGCCGCUCUUCUUCUGCUUGGGCGUAGUCUUCCUGGCCCUGGGGCUGGGGCUCUAUUUCUCCUCGCAGGAGAUCCACGAGUUGGAGCUGGACUACACCGGCGCGGCGGCGGGCACCAACUGCUCCGCUUGCGCCAACCUGAGCAGCCUUCCCAACCAUGGGCCUUGCAUCUGCGCGCUGCGCUUCGAACUGCCGGUGGAUUUCCCUGCCCCCGUCUGCCUCUACUACCAGCUGUCCAGCUACUACCAAAACUACCGGGGCUACAGCGUCUCCCGUGACGACAUGCAGCUCAGCGGGGACACCUGGGCGCUGACCCACCCCAUCGACGACUGCGUGCCUUACCAGUACCAAAAGACCACCCCCAUUGCGCCGUGUGGCUCCGUUGCCAACAGCCUCUUCAAUGACUCCUUCGCCCUCUACCAUGUGCUCGGCAAUGGCUCAAUGGUCCCUGUGCCCUUGGACAAGAGGGGCAUCUCCUGGUGGACUGACACCAACGUCAAGUUCCGGAACCCAGAUUCAGUCAAUGGGAGUCUGGCUCUGGCCUUCAAGGGCACUGCCAAGCCCCCCAACUGGCCGUACCCAGUCUAUGACUUGGGCAAAGGCAACCCCAACAACACUGGCUUCACCAACGAGGACUUUGUUGUCUGGAUGCGCAUUGCUGCCCUGCCCACCUUCCGCAAGCUCUACUCCCGCAUCCGUCAGGGUAAUUUCUCUGUGGGGCUGUCCCGUGGCACCUACUACCUCAAUAUCACUUACAAUUACCCUGUCGUCUCUUUCCACGGCACUAAGAAGGUCAUCUUCAGCACACUGUCCUGGAUGGGGGGCAAGAAUCCCUUCUUGGGCAUUGCUUACCUUGUCUUCGGUUCUGCUUGCAUCCUCACUGGCAUUGUCAUGCUGGUUGUGUAUUUCAAAUAUCGGCAGCAGGAUUAUGAAGAUUAAAAGACAACAAGUGAUUGUCAACAGUUCAGGGGAGAUGUCCGGCCAGAUUCUGCCUCAUGUUAGAAUUAUCCCUGGUUUGUAACUUAAAAAAACCAAAAACCUCUAGAGUCUUCAGGGAAAGGAACAUAAGAAGAGCCUGCUGGAUCAGGCCAGUGGCCCAACUAGUCCAGCAUUCCGUUCUUAUAGUCGCUAGUCAUAUGCCUGCAAGCAGGACCUGAGUGCAAGAGCACUCUCCCCUCCUGCGGUUUUCAGCAACUGGUUUUCAGCAACACACUGCAUCUGACUAUGGUGGCAGAGCACAGCCAUCAUGGCUAGUAGCCACUGAUACCCUUAUCCUCCACGAAUUUGUCUAAUAUUCUAAAGCCAUCUAAGUUUUUGGCCAUCACUGCCCCCUCUGGCAGUGAAUUCCAUAGUUUAACUGUGCGCUGCGUGAAGUGCUUUCUUUUGUUUGUCCUGAAUCUUCAAACAUUCAGCUUUAUUGAAGGUCCACAAGUUCUAUUGUUAUGAGAGAGGGAGAGAAGCUUUAAAUGCAGAUGAUCUUGGGUUCAAUCCAUGGUCACUUGAGUGGACAUUGGAAGGCACUCAGGUGUGCCCAUAAUCAUAAGCCAACAGGGCUUACUUAUGUGCAGUAAGUUUGAGGAUUGUGCCCGCAAGCCUUGGGUAAGGGCACCUUCAGGCAGGGCUGAGAAACUCACCCUCCCUAAAGUUGCUAUCAGCUCUUCAAGUGGAAAAAACAACAGCAACAGGUGCACUUAAAAUGUAUGCGUUUUUCUGUGGCUUCAGAGGGUGACUUGCAGUGCAAUUCUAUGUAUGUCUGCUUAGGUGUAAAUCCCUUUGAGUGGGACUUACUCCCAGGUUAGCGGGCAUUAGAUUACAGCCUUGGAUGUGGAAAAUGGCAGAGAGUUACCCUUCUAACAGAAUCUGGGGUGGCGUCAGGUCUGAUCGUGAUUGAAACAGCAGCACAGGUAAUAUUUAGAACACCUGAGAGACUUUAUUUCAAAUCUCCUGAAUUAUGUCUGUUUUGGCUUUUGGCAGACUGGGCAGACAUUGGAAGACACUCAAGUUGACCUGGGCCUUACUUGUUCAUAAGCAGUUUAGGACUGUGCCUGCAAGCCUUUAUUAUUAUUUUUUUAGUGUCUUCCCCCCUCAUUUUGGCCGCUGUUACCUAAACCCCGACAUGAACGGGGCCUUGCCACUGUCUGGUAGCUUUUUGAAAAUACUGAGUUUGUCUUUGAUCCUCUGUGGCUCACACUUCUGCACAAAGUUUCUCUCUGCAUGGUUGUAUAAAUUAGCCUCUGGCUCCUUCAGGACAAAGGGCAGGAUAUAACUUCAGUUCAUCAUCGUCAGUGUCGAUUCCUCUCUCACUCCCCAUGUGCACUAAAACCAGUGAAAUGUCACAUACACGAGUGGAUGCUUGCUCAUGAGGGCAAAUGGGGCACUGUCCUACCAACUUCAGUCUACCUUCAGCCAGCCCACGCCUGCCUGCUUUCUUACUUACAACCAGUUCCAGGGGGUGGCACUGGCUUCUCGGCUUCCUCCUCCUCCUCUUCAGUCUCGGUGUUGUCCUUUGUAGAAUUCAGCAGGGCAGAGAAUGGGGACAAAACUAGGUUCCAAUACAGGGCCAGCUCCAGGAAUGCCAGGGCCCUUGGGCAUCAGCUUGCCCUGGGCCCCGGCGUGUGUGUGGGUGCGCGUUUGCAUUCGCACUCGCAGUCCACCCCACCCCCACCUACCUGUCUCCUGUCUUUUACUAUUGCCAUUAACCAAAAUAGUGGCCGCGGUUUCCCUAAGGGGAUGAAGCCUCCGCUGCCAUCUUUGUUGAUGGCAUGCAUGCGUGCUAUGUACACGCAUCUCUGCCAUCAACUAAGAUGGCGGCAGGGGCUUCAGUACCUUUGGGAAACUGCGGCCGCCAUCUUUGUUAAGGGCAACGUUAAAAGACAGCAGGCAGGUAAGUGGGGAGACGUGGGGGGACCGCGGAUCACGGAAGGGGAGCGGAGGGGCGGCUGAGGGCCCCCCUGCAGCUCCAGGGGCUGUUGGGCCAGUGCCCAACCUGGUUGCCCUUUAGAACCGGCCCUGCUCCAAUAGUUGGCUCUGGCUCCACCUGUGUUGGUGCUCCCUGCCUCCUGCCCCACCAUUCCAAUGGCACUGCCUUACAAUAGUAUGUUUCACAGUUAGUGUAGAAUUAAAGCACUUGUGCAAUAACAACUUUAGCCAUGUUUUUAUUUGGAUGUCUUUCCCUCCUUGUUCUGUAUAGAAACAAGUUCUAUGUACAGUGUUUAUAAUACCCACAAUAACUCACUAUGUUUUUUUUUCCAUUAUAAAAGAGUUGCUUAUUAGGAAACUGUCCUCAUGCAAGACUCGUGCACCAACGUGAUGCCUGUUCACUGAAUACUUCAGGGGAAAUAACUUUUCAUAAUCACACAGUGUCUUGAAAAGAAAAAAACUCCAAAGUCCACAGCUAGGUAAUUCCCAACAAUUGGGAGCAACCAAAAGUCACAAAAAUGUGGCAAGCUUUUGAGUCCUUCAGUUUGUUAAAGGAAGCUUAAUAAAGUGUUCUGGAGAACUCAAAAUGGUGCCACAUUUUUGUGGCUUUUUGGGUGAACCUAAUAACUACAUCUUGGAGAUUUUUCUUAAGGAACAACAAAGUUACCUUUAAAAGGGGGGAUUAAAGGCUGGUGAUUUCUAUGAAUCAUUUGUGGCUCACUUGAUUCUUAAUAUCUUUUUUGGUGAGAUAUGUUUCAGUUGUGUGUUUUCAGGCAAAUGUUUAAUAUCUUGCAUUAAAUAAUGCAGCAGAAUUAAAAAUAAAAGUUAAAAGCAUAAGUAUACAGUUCUGCAGUUUUUUAUGUUUCCAAACCUUUCAAAUGUUUGUAGCAUGAGUGC
This is a messenger RNA of Rhineura floridana, 4386 nucleotides long. RefSeq names its product transmembrane protein 30B (gene CDC50B). The transcript has a single exon. Lineage: Eukaryota; Metazoa; Chordata; Lepidosauria; Squamata; Rhineuridae. Gene Ontology annotation, cellular component: plasma membrane; endoplasmic reticulum; Golgi apparatus. Gene Ontology annotation, biological process: phospholipid translocation. Bases 418 to 1509 code for a protein of 363 amino acids. The record is from RefSeq and is a predicted model, not a curated record.